This is a messenger RNA of Micropterus salmoides (largemouth bass), 4849 nucleotides long. Its product is annotated as inner nuclear membrane protein Man1-like. Gene Ontology annotation, biological process: nuclear envelope organization; negative regulation of BMP signaling pathway. Gene Ontology annotation, molecular function: chromatin DNA binding. NCBI's taxonomy places the organism in Eukaryota, Metazoa, Chordata, Actinopteri, Centrarchiformes, Centrarchidae. Gene Ontology annotation, cellular component: nuclear inner membrane. The record is from RefSeq and is a predicted model, not a curated record.
UCCGUUACACAACCUUCUCCGAGAGUUCUGUCCAAGAUGGCGUCAACGCAGUUAACGGAUGAGGAGCUUUUCUCCGAAUUAAAGCGCUUUGGUUUCACUCCAGGGCCGGUAACCGAAAACACUCGCCCGGUAUAUUUGAAGAAAUUGAAAAAGCUUCGGGAAGAGCAACAGCAGCGGGGCUCCAGGCCGGUUAAAACCCGUAGCAGCGGGGCCAUCAGUAGCAGCACUGGCGGCGGCAACACGGCGGGAUCCAGGCCAGCCAGCCAUGACGUCACGCACCUGAGCUCUAGCAGGAGACCGGGCCGGAAGUCCUCCGUCCUCGGCUUCAGCUCCGACGAGUCUGACGCUGAAACUCCAUUUAAAAGAAAGGGCCUCAACCACAGCGGCAGGGUCGUCCGAAGCCCCGGGUUUCAACAACAACCUAAGAUAAGGCCCGUUACCACACCGAGUGUUGCUAACAAGAGUCAGUAUGGCGCUACGAGUACGCUAAAUAGCAACAAUUCUUCCCCGGGUCCGGACGGACAGAGAAGUGUCUCGCUGGGCUGGGGAGUUCGUGCCAGAUCCAGCCCCGAGGCGGAAGGGAGGGAUUACGACGAAUCGGGGGACGAGGACGAUUGUGAGGGGGAGACGGAGAAGAACUCUCGCUCUUUAAAUGGCUGUGGGGCGCUUCACGUGAACACUAGCAAGCUAGCCGGGGAUUACUCAGACUCAGACGAGGAGGAGGUUGGGGGCCUUGGUGCCGCAGACAGACAGCGGGAUAGGUUGGAGCCUAGACGGAGCCACCCGAAAGCGGCGUUCCCUUCCCACGGAGUCGGCCGAGGGUCUCAGACUGGAGGGGUAGCAAGAGAGAUUAACACGCCUGAGAGUCUAAACAUGGUGGGGAGCCGGAGGGAGGAGCGGGAGGGAGACGAGGUGAAGAGAAGGGAACCGGACUCAUCGGGAGGCUUGCGGAGCCACAACUUUGCCAGGAAGUCCAUCUACGUGUCCCUCGGCGAGAACCACGGAGCAGAGGCCGGCGAAAACAACCACGUCGACGGCGACCACGGAGCCUCCAGAAGCAACAACACUAGUCGAUUCAGCAUCGGAUUGAGACCGCGCUUCUCCAACUACAGCAGCCUGUCCCAGACCUACAGGGGCAACCACUCCAACCACGUCGCUGCCAGCAACCCGUACAGCCAGGCGGUGCUGAAGCAGAAGCUGUCUGUUCCGGAGGAUGAGCUGCUCCAGCAGUUCAAACGGGAAGAGGUGGCCUCCUCCGGCAGCUUCAGCGCUCACUACCUGUCCAUGUUCCUGCUCACUGCAGCCUGCCUCUUUUUUCUGCUGCUGGGCCUCAUGUACCUCAGGAUGAGGGGCUCUGGAUCCUCUGAGGUGGAUGGAGUCAUUAAGAGCCAUCUUGGCAGCGAGUUUGACACUUCUUAUGAAAAGGAGGUGAAGGACGUGAUCCUAAACCUGCUGCUUAAUCUACAUGAUCACCUGGCCCACAUCGCUGGCCAGCAUGACUGUGGAGACCAGCAGCAUCCAAACAGGAGUCUGUCUAUGGAAGAGGCAUCUGCGUAUUUACUGGCUCAGAAUGAGGAGUUUGGUAACUUCACUCAUACUUCUCUGGAGUGGAUCAUCCGGACAAGCCAGGAUGUUGGGAUAAGGUUGAUUGGCCAGGUAGCAGAGGAUCCAGUGACUGAUGUGUCUGAGAUCUCUCGGCUGGAGUCCACUCAUCCCAAGAUGCCCUUCACGUGCCGCUUCCGCCGAGCCUUCCUCACCGUCAUCAGCAGAGUCUUUCUCAUCGCAGUUGUGGUAGGCUGUGUGUGGAGUGUGGUCUGCUACAUGAAGUAUCGCUGGAGGAGAGAGGAGGAGGAGACCAGGCAGAUGUACGAUAUGGUGGAAAGGAUCAUCGAUGUGUUGAGGAGCCACAGUGAGGCCUGCCAAGAGAACCAGGACCUGCAGCCCUACUUGCCCAUCCCCCACGUCAGAGACUCCCUUGUUCAGCCUCAGGACCGGAAGAAAAUGAAGAAGAUCUGGGAGCGGGCUGAGAGCUUCCUCUCAGCCAACGAGUCCAGGAUUCGAACAGAGACUCAGAGGAUUGGUGGGGCGGACUUCCUGGUCUGGAGGUGGAUCCAGCCGUCUCUCAGUUGUGACAAGACCUCCUUGAUGCCCUCCAAAGUUUGGCAGGGAAAAGCUUUCCCUCUGGACCGGAGGAAUUCACCUCCCAACAGCCUGACUCCAUGCCUGAAGAUCAGAAACAUGUUUGACCCAGUCAUGGAGGUGGGGGAGAACUGGGAUCUAGCCAUCCACGAGGCCAUCCUAGAGAAGUGCAGCGACAACGACGGCAUCGUCCACAUCGCCGUCGACAAGAACUCACGAGAGGGCUGUGUCUACGUGAAGUGUCUGUCUGCAGAGCACUCAGGGAAAGCCUUCAAGGCACUUCAUGGCUCCUGGUUUGAUGGUAAGCUGGUGACGGUGAAGUAUCUGCGUUUGGACCGAUACCACCAGCGCUUCCCACAGGCCCACGGCUGCAGCACACCCCUGAAGGCCUCCAGUCUCCACCUGAACACCACGAGCACCAUGAACACCCGCCUGCAGCACCGCGGCUCAGCUAACUGUUCAGGCUUCUCGUGAGAUCAGCGUCAGCAUUAGAUUUAGCAUUCUCCUCCGUGCCCUCCCAGCACGACAGCACCAGCCUGCUGCUGCUCCUUCACUGCUUUAUAACGGGGAAGACUUCAGUCUGUGUCGCAGGAGAGCUUCUUCUUUUCUUUUAUUUCCUUUGUUUGUUUGUUUUCAACACAUGAGAGGCUGUUCAGCGGUGCAGUGUUUGUUUUCUGUAAUCUUUGUUUUAGAAAUGUCAUGGAUUUAACAAGGAAGCAAAGUUCUUCUGGAAUAUUUAAGAUGUGUGCAGAGACUCCAACCCUCCCUCCUCCUUCCACAGUCUUGACUGAUGCCAUGGUGGAGUUCAUCCGGGCACAGUAUGGAAAUGGCUGCAUGUAUCAGAGUAUGCGUCUAUGUAAGCUUUCAAUACCACAGUGUGGGUGUUAAUUUCCUGAAGAUGUUCGAUGUACUCCGGGAUUUUUAUUAUUCUGAUUAUUAUUUAGUCAAGUGAGGAAGGCAUGAACCGGCUUGCAGAGGGCGUGCUGUAAAUACAUGUGAAUGGUGCCACAAGCUUUAUUACAUCCUCAGUUUUAAAAGCAAACCAUGAGCUCACAUUUUUCUGGCUGCUCACUUAUCACAGCAAAGCGCAUCUGUAACCAGUAACACUCCCAAAGAGGCAGCAGCAGCAGCAGCAGCAGCAGCGAUACACAGAACAGCCCAGCCGAUAGAACAGGGCAACAGUGAGGAUGUUGACUCAGCUACUGUGUUUGUUGUUUGCUCCAUGUAUUCCACGUGUGGCCGUUCCCUUUGUCCUUGGGUUUGUUAUAGUAUCCAGCGGUUAACGUUUGAGCGACGUAACAGAAUCAGGGAGUGUACCUUUUAACAGUCACCUGAAGCUUUCUUCUCCAGAUGUAACCCAAUAUAUUCCCAUGUUAUUAUUAUUAUUAUUAUUACUUAUUGUUUUUAUUAUUUACCUCUUUCAAGUCGGGUCAUUUUCACCUUUGGCAUGUCCCCGUCAUUGAAUUGUAUUUCCAGACCUGUUCCGAACGAGUGGUGUGUACAUGACCAAUAGGCCAGAGGAGCACACAGACUUCAGGGUGCUUCACGUCUAGUUUACGAUCUGUGCUCGUGAGCCAGAUGUUUCCGGUGAUGAUGAUGAACCCGACUCUGUCACUGCUGCUCUUUGAUCAUGUCAGCCUCUUGUAAUGAUGCGACCACUCAUUAUUUAAUUUUUUUUGUCAUAAGGUGUACUGUGAGGAAGUUGACGGUUUGUAAUACUCAAUUCCAAAUAUUCCAACCACUGUAAGGAGACUAUUGGAUUUGGGGAUUCCAGGUUGGUUGUGUGUUUUCACAAAAUGCGACAAAUCCAGGAGUUGCCCGACAGUUAUGUAUUUUUUUAUGCAGUGAAUUGAAAGUUGGAUUCAGUAAGUAUUUGCAGUGUGAAAUUGUACAAAUGAUGCACAUUUCAAAUGUUCAAAACCUGUUGCAACAGUUUGCAGCAGACACCCCAACUGUGCCUUAAAUAUGUGUUUUUUUUAAGACUGGCACUGCAUUACUGGAGAAUGGCCUGGAUUUAAGAGCCGCUGAAACAGUUUAAAGGGUAAGGCCUGCCAUAGAUGUAGUUUUGGUAGAAUUUGACAUCUUCUGAUUUGGUGUUUUGUAGCAGUUUCAUUUCAUAGUAAACCAAAUGCUUCUCUCUAUUUAUUUUUUUUUGUUAAUCAGCUAUGGUGAUGUACUAUUUUAAUGUCACUAGACCUGUUACAUAAUGUGUCAACAAAAUUUUUCAUCGGCCUUACAUCCGCUUCCAAACAAGUGUCAGGAUGUGUAAAACAAAAAUAAAGUGAACACUUUCAGAAAUAAGCCAGUCGAUGGUGCAUCACUGCAAUCUAUUUUUGUACGUCUCCAGCGCCUGCAGCUUCUCGGCCAACACGGACUGGAAUGAGGCUGAAUGUAAAUGUUGGUUUGAUGUGACGGCACUUCUCCAGGCUUGUGCUCUACCUUUUAAAUGUGUCCUCAUGGAUGCGUUCUUUUCCUCUGGUGUAUUUUAUGUAAACACUGUACAUUGAUAUAACUGUAUGUACUAUUAUAUGCAGCUUUAUUUCCAUUGCGUUGUAUGUUUGGAGUUACCAGUAUCCCUAACCUGCUAGCCAGACGGAAGGGGGGAGGGAGGUGUACAAUACUACAGACAUUUAAAAAUAUACAGAUGUUUUAAUGUAAUUUGUCAAUUGUACAAACAGCUCAAAUUAAAGGUUUAUUAGGAGUUUUUAAA